UCGCUCGUGUUUUGGGUCAUCAUUUCCUGCGUCUUCUCCAAAUCGCUCUUCAUCGUUCUCCAACGUUUUUCAGAUACGUGAAUCAGGAAAACUCUGAUCGUUAUCGUGAUCCACGUCGCCAUGUACAGGAAUACAGCGUCGCGGCUUAGAGUUCUUAAGAGCCAUGCUGCCCAUGGAUCACUGACCAGGUUUGCAAGUUCAAAUGCUGUUGCUACAACAUCAUCAUCUUCGGGGCUAUUUUCCUGGCUGACAGGAGAGAAGUCAAGUUCACUCCCUUCUUUGCAUGUCCCACUCAAGGGGGUUGAGCUACCCCCAUCGUUGCCUGAUCAAAUUGAGCCGGGUAAAACCAUCAUAACAACACUACCGAAUGGUGUCAAAAUAGCUUCAGAACAAUUUCCGAGUCCUACUGCUUCAGUUGGGCUGUAUGUAGAUUGUGGAUCAGUCUAUGAGACACCAUUAUCUUCCGGAGCUUCACACCUAUUAGAACGUAUGGCCUUCAAGGGCACAAAAAACAGAAGCCAUUUGCGUCUUGUGCGGGAAGUGGAGGCCAUUGGUGGGCAUGUGUCAGCCUCUGCUUCUCGGGAACAGAUUGUGUACACUUACGAUGCUCUGAAGACUUAUGUUCCCGAGAUGGUAGAAAUACUUGUUGAUUCUGUGAGAAAUCCUGCAUUCCUCGAUUGGGAGGUUAAGGAACAACUUUUGAAGGUAAAAUCUGAUAUUGCUGAAGCAUCCAACAAUCCUCAAGCGUUGCUUUUGGAGGCAUUGCACUCAGCUGGUUAUGAUGGUGCUCUAGGAAAUCCUCUUUAUGCACCACAGUCUGCAAUCAGUGGAUUGAAUAGUGAAAUACUGGAACACUUUGUUUCUGAAAAUUAUACAGCUCCUCGAAUGGUCCUCGCAGCUUCAGGAGUUGAACAUGAAGAACUUGUCAAAGUUGCAGAACUUCUUCUCUCAGACUUACCUGGUGUAGCUCGUGCUGAAGAGCCAAAAUCAGUUUAUACUGGCGGUGAUUAUCGUUGCCAGGCCGACUCUGGAGUAGCCCAUUUUGCCCUCGCAUUUGAAGCCCCUGGUGGGUGGCGUAAGUUAAAAGAUGGUGUUCUUUUGACUGUGCUUCAGAUGCUAUUGGGAGGAGGUGGAUCUUUCUCCGCAGGUGGUCCUGGAAAGGGAAUGUACUCGCGGCUUUAUCUUCGAGUUUUGAAUGAACAUGCACAAAUUCAGUCUUUUUCUGCCUUUAGCAGCAUUUACAAUAGCACUGGGUUAUUUGGAAUUCAAGCAUCCACGAGCCCAGAUUUUCUGAAAAAUGCUGUUGAUAUAGCGGUUAAAGAGCUCAUUGCAGUUGCGACACCUGGAGAAGUUGACCAGGUACAACUGGAUCGUGCCAAACAGUCAACAAAGUCUGCUAUUCUGAUGCAUCUCGAGUCCAGAAUGAUUAUAUCAGAAGAUAUUGGUAGACAAGUUUUGGCAUAUGGAGAGAGGAAACCUGUUGGGGAAUUCUUGAAAGCCAUAGAUGAGAUCUCAAUAGAAGAUGUGACUUCCAUUGCUAGAAAGCUUAUAUCUUCCCCUCUCACGAUGGCUUCUUAUGGAGACGUUCUUUAUGCUCCAUCCUACGAUGAAGUUAGCAGGAAGUUCCAUUCGCGAUGAAACUGCAUGUAAGUCGUCAUAAAUGGGGUACUGAUCUGUUCUUUUGUGGUGCUUGAUUCUUUAGGGUUGGCUUAUAUAAACCAUUGAGAUGUUAAUCGUCUCUUGAUAUAAGUUCGAAUCUCAGAAUAAGAUAUAACACUAUUUUUGUUUUUUUGGUUUGAUGACCUACCAUAUAUGUUGUUAUUAUUGUAAGCUUUGGCAGCUUAAUGGCUCCCCUCUCAAUAGACUUGUGUCACAGAUUUCAUCUGUAUGAAAUAUAUUAAUCUUUUUAAGUAAAGAGCCUUAAAGUUGUGUA
Molecule: messenger RNA, 1933 nt
Organism: Impatiens glandulifera
Lineage: Eukaryota; Viridiplantae; Streptophyta; Magnoliopsida; Ericales; Balsaminaceae
Product: mitochondrial-processing peptidase subunit alpha-like
Exons: 13
Coding region: 121-1638 (505 amino acids)
Biological process (GO): proteolysis
Cellular component (GO): mitochondrion
Molecular function (GO): metal ion binding; metalloendopeptidase activity
Source: RefSeq, a predicted model, not a curated record